UCCUCUUUCAGUUAUUGCUUCCUUUCCUUCUCUCCCUUCCUCUCUCUGCCUGAAACCACCAACUAUGGCAUGCAGGCUCCCAACGCAGAUAGCAACUCCUGGAAAGUUCCACCAUAAUUACCGUGGCCACCGACACAGCCAAAUCGCCGUCUCUUCCAACAACACCUUACUUUCAUGGCGGCGUAAUUUGUCACCGCAGCCUCUCAUCUCGCCUUCCGCUUCAUUUAUUUCUACAGUUUUGAAAGGGAAACGUGAUGUGCGGCCAACGGUGACGUGCAAUGCGAGUGCUGCGGAGGCAGUGGGUGCUGUGAAUUUGGCACCGGGAACUCCAGUAAGGCCGACGAGCAUAUUGGUUGUAGGAGCCACUGGAACUCUAGGCAGGCAAAUUGUGCGGCGGGCACUGGAUGAAGGCUACGAAGUACGAUGCCUUGUUAGGCCUCGUCCUGCUCCAGCUGACUUCCUUCGCGAUUGGGGCGCCACUGUUGUCAAUGCAGACCUUAGCAAACCCGAGAGUAUACCAGCAACACUGGUGGGCGUUCAUACAGUCAUUGACUGUGCCACAGGGCGUCCUGAAGAACCCAUCAAAACGGUAGACUGGGAAGGAAAAGUUGCUCUAAUACAGUGCGCAAAAGCAAUGGGAAUCCAGAAAUUUGUGUUCUUUUCUAUCCAUAACUGUGACAAGCAUCCUGAAGUUCCACUAAUGGAGAUCAAAUAUUGUACCGAGAAGUUCCUUCAGGACUCUGGCCUUAAUCACGUCGUAAUCCGGUUAUGCGGUUUCAUGCAAGGCCUUAUUGGGCAAUAUGCAGUACCUAUACUAGAAGAGAAAUCUGUUUGGGGAACCGAUGCCCCCACAAGAAUUGCUUACAUGGAUACCCAGGAUAUAGCUCGGUUGACAUUCAUAGCAGUACGCAAUGAGAAAAUCAAUGGGAAGCUUCUCACUUUUGCUGGUCCUCGAGCAUGGACAACCCAAGAGGUGAUUACAUUGUGUGAAAGACUGGCAGGGCAGGAUGCGAAUGUUACUACUGUUCCAGUUUCAAUUUUAAGAUUCACCCGUCAACUGACACGGUUUUUCGAGUGGACAAAUGAUGUCGCUGAUAGACUGGCAUUUUCAGAGGUUCUAACGAGUGAUAUUGUGUUCUCUGCUCCUAUGGCUGAAACAUAUACACUCCUUGGCGUGGACGCAAAAGAUGUAGUAACACUUGAGAAAUAUUUGCAGGAUUACUUCACCAACAUACUAAAGAAAUUGAAAGAUAUCAAAGCUCAAUCAAAGCAAACAGAUUUUUACAUCUGAAAGAAAGACGUUAUGCAAUUGUAAAUGGAACUAUGUAAGAGAAUUUGCUUACAGACAUUGGGAAGAAGUUGGCAGACCUCUCAAUUUUUAUUGCGGUCGAUGUGGGAUUGCAAAAAACUAAUGCAACAAAUACUUGGCUCUCCUGCACUUCAGACCUUAGCUUGAUUCUCUUCCCUUCUCUUCUGUAACGCAAACAUGAGAUCUUUGAACUUGACCGACCUGGAAUUUGCACCUUGGCAUCUAACUUACUGAAAACAGGUUGGUUUUAGUAAAGCUUCAGAUAGCCAGCAAGUUGAGAUUCUCUUGUGAUUAAGUGCUAUCAGAACACAAGUCUUGAAUGAAAGAUGAUCUGACUUCAAUUAUAUAUAGAAUAUACAAUUUCGGAUCACACUCAUUUUCUAACUUAUAGAGUCAUAUUUAGAAUACACAAUUCAGAUUAAUAGAGAUGGAUAUGACUCAAAAAAUUAAAAUUAACAGAGUUUAUUUAAAUUGAUAGAGUUUACUUUGAAUAUGUGCUAAUUGAACAUGCCUGCUAAAAUUCUUUUUAAAUUCAAUAAUUUUUUUCCCAAUUAAGUGAAAAUUUUUUAUGGUUUUGUUUAUUUUUUUUUAUCAUAUAAAUAAUAAUUUUUCUAAUAUAAUAAUUUAAGGAGAUAAGUUUUAAUGUUUUCUGAAAGUAGUCUGCAAAAGUCGAUUGACUUGGAGAGUGGAGACUGCCCUAUUUUGAGUGAAAAUAGGAAGAGUGAUUAUAUGUAACGACCCGGAAACCGAUACCCUAGGAUCCAGAUCGGCUUAAGGCUGUCGGGACCUGUAGCAAGUCAAACAUACAUCCUAUUAUCUGGUUAAAUCUCAUACAUAACAUAUUAAUAUACAUGCAUAAAAUUAUGUCCACUAGGAUAGGAUGUGGAGUUAUGUCCUGUAUGAUGAUGAUUGGAACAAUUGUUACUCACUUUCACCGGUCUAUUCCCUUAAAGUAGGAGGUCAAGGGUUCGAGUAGUGGGGAAGCGAUUUAAUUUCCAAAGGAAAAUUUGAGCCAAAUCUACUUGGGGAAGGAUGCGAUGCGAGAACUCAAAGGGACAAAUUCUGCCAAGAACCCGUGAGGGUGAAUAGAUGUUAAAAGCUACGCCAGUGAAAAGUUCAAGGUGGCAUGAGGCUAGGCGUGGGAUAGCCCUGAGCCGUGUUCAAGGUGGCAUGAGGCUAGGCGUGGGAUAGCCCUGAGCCGUGAACGGUAACAGUGCCGGUAAAAGGGCCGGGCUAUUACAUUAUAACAGCCGCAUUUUUUUUUAAUCAAUCCGUAAUUUACAAAAAAUUUUAAUUUAAAUUAAACAAGGAAAAGCCAACAAAAUCAUGACUAACUAAUACUUUUUAAAAUAAAAAAAAAAAAAUUAACUUUACUAAAAUAACGUGACAAAUUAAUGUUUUUUUUUAUUUAUAUAUAUUUUUUAAAGCGUGCAUAGAACUCAUUAUAAAGGGGUGUAAUAUCUAUCCUAAAGGACUAAGACCAAAAAAUUAAAGAACCAAAUCAGAAGAAAAAAAAAA
This is a messenger RNA of Manihot esculenta (cassava), 2827 nucleotides long. Its product is annotated as protein HIGH CHLOROPHYLL FLUORESCENCE PHENOTYPE 244, chloroplastic. The record is from RefSeq and is a predicted model, not a curated record. The transcript has 9 exons. Lineage: Eukaryota; Viridiplantae; Streptophyta; Magnoliopsida; Malpighiales; Euphorbiaceae. The coding region runs from base 65 to 1291 and encodes 408 amino acids.